Messenger RNA from Rhinopithecus roxellana (golden snub-nosed monkey), 1920 nucleotides. RefSeq lists its product as uncharacterized. The coding region runs from base 1 to 531 and encodes 176 amino acids. Lineage: Eukaryota; Metazoa; Chordata; Mammalia; Primates; Cercopithecidae. The transcript is spliced from 2 exons. The record is from RefSeq and is a predicted model, not a curated record.
AUGGCCUAUAUUUGGGGCACUGGGGAGCAGCAGGCAUCUGGACUGGGUAGCUCUCAUAUCUGCGCAGUGCCGGCCCUCUACUGCCCCAGCUUUGGUAUAGGACUGAGGGAGAAGCCGGAGCUUGCACACCCAGUGGCCAGUGGGGCUGUCUUCCCAGCUCCUCCUCAGGGCUUUCCUGUCAGUGCCAAGCCAGUUCCCCAGCCAGGUUUCCAUGUGUCAUUUGCCAGCGUGUGGGAGCUCUGUGCGUGUGUGACGGUGUUUGUAGAAGAGGGCAGUUUCCUUUCGAAUGGCCUCAGGAAGGGAAAAGAGUGCUCCCUUCAGCCCCCAGGUAGCCUUGGCCAGGAAUAUGGGCCGAGGAGAACAGUCUGUGGAGCUGACCAACUUGCGGCAUCCACUCGAAAUAGCAGAGACCCAGUCACGCCUACUUCCAGUUCUCCUUGCCCUCAGUAUUUGGUUAUGUACACCAAAGAUGAUCUGGCCCAUCUUCCUCCCAGAGGCACAACAGUAAUGCGUUCCUCUGUCAGCCUGUGAAGGCAUGCAGGGUUCUGAAGCCACAGACUCAGUCUCCCCAAGUCAGCAAUCUCUUUCUCUCUCUCUCCUCAAACUUCAUCGCAUUCAUAGAAGCUGCUUGCAGGGUCGCCGGGCUAACCAGGGUGAUCGGCGAACUUUGCCGUACAGUACCUCAGUCUAGCUGUCAGAUCAUCCCUUUUGCUGUAGCCUCUGUUGGGGUUUUUAUAUUUGUGAUCAUUGGUAAUUCGGUGUCUUCUGAAGUAGGCACAGCUCCCCACAGAGAACAAGUUGUCAGCAGGUCUCUGUGCACUGGUGUUGGGGCAGGGCAGUGCCCUGGGGGUGAGCGAGGUGGCUCAGGGCAGAAGGGCCCUGUUCCCCCCCUCCCUCUGCCAAAAAGACUUCCUCGGAUUUGUAGACGUUGACCCAGAGUCAUCUGUCCCCUCCUGAAGAGAAUUUUCUUACUGGUUUCUACUGAAGGGGAGGUAGGGGAGGAGGAGAAAAGGACCAUGUGUGAUGCUGUUAGACAAGACACUGAUGCUGAUUAUGGAGGGUCUCCUGCAGGCCCUUGUGGGCUCCUUGGCAAGGCCCCAGGCUGGGAAGGAGCUCCCCCCACGGCCCAUCCUGCCCUCACUGUGGUGGGUAGAGUCAAUGACAGGGAGGCAGCCCUCCUAUUGUGUAUAUGGAGUGGGCUGAUUUGGGCUCAGGAAAACCUAGUCGCUUGUUGCUCUUGUCUGUGACAUUUUUGUACACUGGUUUGCUACUCAUGGCAAGAAACAGACAAAACCCCGUGAAAAACAAAACAAAACAAAAGUCCUUUCAAACAAAGCUGUUGUUUUGAAAACUCUUUCUUUUGGUGUCCAUUUUUGUGUUCUAUUUUAAAGAAUCUUUCAUUUAUAUUGGUAUUACUGUAGUGAAGAGAAUACGAUAGGCUGAUCUGUAAUGGUUUCUGCCAGGAGCUUAGCAAAUGCCUCUGCCCCUCUUCCCCUACCCCUGUCCUUCCUCAAUUCCCAGCUGGGAUUGCUAUGCACUGGGCAGACCCCUCACUGUCUCCCCUGAACCCCCACACAGUGGCUUCCCUUAGAACCAGUCUUUAUACUCUCCCUAAACAGCAGCAGGCUGAGGAUUUUUGUCAGGCUGGUUCUUGAGUGCUCUGUGCCCCCACCAGUUUGCUCACCUCUUGGGGCAUUUUGUAAUAUGUUUUCUCUGUCUUGUAAAACCUUUUGAUUGUACCGAAAUGGUUUCUGCAGUCGCCUUUGGAAAUAAAUGGUCAUUAAUUUGUGUACUUAGCAUUCUGAAUUUUAGUCUCAGGUGUUUCUGUUGUUGAAGAUCCUUGAAUGAAAAGGAACCCUCACCAUGGGGCUUACUGUUAUAAUGUUUUUUAAUUUACUGUUAUUAAAAGAUAUAUGAGAA